CAGUGUUGCUUGGUGUUUGGGGCAUGCACACAGUACUCACGCAGAGCCUCCUGCUCACCAACAGAUGAAGACAGAUGCACCAAAGAGGCUGACGGGAACUGCCCUGCAGAGGUCCAUCUGCGAUCAGACCCUGACGAUGCCAGAGCUAUGACCGGGCCUGCAGGCGUGGUGCCGAGGGGAGAUCAGCCAUGGCGCAGCCACAGGAGGAGGCCCCUGAGGUCCGGGAAGAGGAGGAGAAAGAGGAAGUGGCAGAGGCAGAAGGAGCCCCAGAGCUCAAUGGGGGACCAGAGCAUGCACUUCCUUCCAGCAGCUACACAGACCUCUCCCAGAGCUCCUCGCCACCAUCGCUGCUGGACCAGCUGCAGAUGGGCUGUGAUGGGGCCUCAUGCGGCAGCCUCAACAUGGAGUGCCGGGUGUGCGGGGACAAGGCUUCAGGUUUCCACUACGGCGUCCACGCAUGUGAGGGCUGCAAGGGCUUCUUUCGCCGGACGAUCCGCAUGAAGCUGGAGUACGAGAAAUGUGAGCGGAGCUGCAAGAUCCAGAAGAAGAACCGCAACAAGUGCCAGUACUGCCGCUUCCAGAAAUGCCUGGCGCUGGGCAUGUCGCACAAUGCCAUCCGCUUUGGCCGGAUGCCAGAGGCCGAGAAGAGGAAGCUGGUCGCAGGGCUGACAGCAAGCGAGGGGAGCCAGCACAACCCCCAGGUGGCCGACUUGAAGGCCUUCUCCAAGCACAUCUACAACGCCUACCUGAAGAACUUCAACAUGACCAAAAAGAAGGCCCGCAGCAUCCUCACCGGCAAAGCCAGCCACACGGCGCCCUUUGUGAUCCACGACAUCGAGACGCUGUGGCAGGCAGAGAAGGGCCUGGUGUGGAAGCAGCUGGUGAGCGGCCUGCCCCCUUACAAGGAGAUCAGCCUGCACGUCUUCUACCGCUGCCAGUGCACCACAGUUGAGACUGUGCGGGAGCUCACCGAGUUCGCCAAGAGCAUCCCCAGCUUCAGUACCCUCUUCCUCAAUGACCAAGUGACCCUGCUCAAAUAUGGUGUGCAUGAGGCCAUCUUCGCCAUGCUGGCCUCCAUCGUCAACAAGGACGGGCUGCUGGUGGCCAAUGGCAGCGGCUUCGUCACCCGUGAGUUCCUGCGCAGCCUCCGCAAGCCUUUCAGUGACAUCAUUGAGCCCAAGUUUGAGUUUGCUGUCAAGUUCAACGCCCUGGAACUUGACGACAGUGACCUGGCCCUGUUCAUUGCAGCCAUCAUUCUGUGCGGAGACCGGCCAGGCCUCAUGAAUGUGCCUCAGGUAGAGGCCAUCCAGGACACCAUCCUGCGUGCCCUCGAGUUCCAUCUGCAGGCCAACCACCCCGACGCCCAGUACCUCUUCCCCAAGCUGCUGCAGAAGAUGGCCGACCUGCGGCAGCUGGUCACCGAGCACGCCCAGAUGAUGCAGAGGAUCAAGAAGACCGAGACCGAGACCUUGCUGCACCCGCUGCUCCAAGAGAUCUACAAGGACAUGUACUGAGGGCUGGUGCCAGGCCUCCUGCAGGCUCCAGGGGGCCAGGGCGGGAGGGGCCCCCACGUGACUUCCCAUUGACCCGCCUGUGAGCACGUGGCCUGGGCUGCGGAAUCACCCUCGUGCUCAGACACACCGGCCUCUGGCUCCUGUGUUCCCUUCCACAGCUCUUCCUUCCUGUGUUUGUCAUCUCCCUCAUUCUCAGCUCCUCUUUCUUUCCUGAUUUCUCUGUAGGUUUCCCUCUUCCUCUCUUGCCCCUGCCCUUACGUCUGUCCUCCUUUCUCGUUCUGUGAGACGUCUGUAUUAUUUCACCAGCAGCAUAGAAC
Messenger RNA from Carlito syrichta (Philippine tarsier), 1831 nucleotides. It is a transcript of the gene PPARD, whose product is annotated as peroxisome proliferator activated receptor delta. Gene Ontology annotation, molecular function: RNA polymerase II cis-regulatory region sequence-specific DNA binding; nuclear receptor activity; zinc ion binding. Bases 189 to 1514 code for a protein of 441 amino acids. The record is from RefSeq and is a predicted model, not a curated record. Gene Ontology annotation, biological process: positive regulation of transcription by RNA polymerase II; negative regulation of transcription by RNA polymerase II; regulation of lipid metabolic process. The transcript has 7 exons. Lineage: Eukaryota; Metazoa; Chordata; Mammalia; Primates; Tarsiidae. Gene Ontology annotation, cellular component: nucleus.